CAUACGAAGUCGCCAUUGAGGCUUUGCAAAGAAAGGCCGAGGUCGUCUGCUGUUUGUGUGUGUUUUCUUUUAAAAUGCUUCAUUUGCGAAUCGUUAAGGAAGAGAGAAACGUGUGUUUUCUUAAAGCUUGCUGAUGAAGUGUAUGGAUCUUUGAUAUACACCUUCUUGCAUUUUUCUGAGUACCUAUAAGGGAACGACACACGGUUGGAAUUAAAAGCCAUCUUGGGUAGGGCGCUGGAUCAAUUAUGAAAGAAUCAUCUUAAGUCAGUCAGAUGCCAUAUCAAGUAAUCCCUCCAGCCUCUUCGGUAGUUCCAGCUAACUAAAUUAUCGACGCACAAAAUGGCGUCCCUGACUUUAACGCCGUCGGAAAAUCCGUUUUUAGUCACAACCCCGCCUUCGAACGUCGAACCGACGUCGCUUCCACCACCAUCGAGCGCGUCAUCGUGCCCACCAUGGGAGACGGCACAGAGCAUCGUUUUCCAACUGGCGUCAGUCGUACUCCUUAUCGCUUUCGCUGCUCCUUCUACGAACGGCACAGCGAAGUUGGUGACACACACUCUGUUUGUAGUGGGUUUCGUCAUCAUGGCGGCGUGGGCGUGGCAUUACAUCUGCGCGCAUGACAUUUUUGGCUGGUGCCUUGUUUUCGCUGCUCUCAAUCUAUGUCACACGAUCUAUCUCUCCUGGACUAUGCGACCGGUGAACCUCACCCCGGAGCAGCGAGAACUCUACAACAAAGUGUUCAAAUCCUUUAAAGUGCCAAGACAUGUCUUCAAGAAACUAUGCUAUUAUGGAAAAAUCACCUCUCUUAAAAUUGGAGAACAUUAUUCAGAAGAGGGCAAAUCGCAGUGCGUUCGCCUUUCGAUGCUUUUAAUGGGAAAAGUAAAGGUCUUCUGUGAAGGGGAGUUUUUACAUCAUAUUGUGGAAAGACAGUUCUUAGAUUCUCCCGAGUGGGAUUCAUGUGAGAAAAGUGAAAAAGCAGAACUUUUUCAGGUGACCCUGACGGCUUCCACCUACUGCCGAUACAUAACCUGGCACCGUGAUCAACUACAUGACUUCCUCGAGAACGAACCCUACCUGAAGCAGGUCUUCACUAACCUCAUCGGAAGCGACAUCAGCAAGAAGCUCUUUAUGUUGACUGAGCGAAACCUCAACCAAAAGGGAGGGCGAGCAGAUAUAAGGCUGCCCAGUGCAGGCAGACGUCCGGCCAAUAACUACGACAUGUCGGGCCACCUAGCUGCGGGCACACGUGGGGCAUGUGGUACUGGGAUUCCGGUAAUUCACAGGACCAGUGCUGGAGAUGACCGCCCCAUUGGUCGAUCGGGAAGGGAUAUCGUACCAGUAUAACAAUGAUGACGUCUUCAUCAACUUCAAAUUCGGUGCUUUUUGACUAUCAAGAGUGAUAUAGAUUCGAUGCUGGACAUCAGUCACAUGCAUGGGAGCCUGCUGGACACCCAGAAGAAUUCUUCAACAUGUGUCACCCAGUGCCAGGACUUUUAAAGAGGUUAUGACUUUACAUUGACCAGGAGGAAAAUGAAACAUCGAUCGUUCUGAAAGUCGGAUAUUCGUCGAAGUGUCAGCAUUAGAGAGUUUUUACUCACACGACGGAUUUCGGAACGUAGAAAAUAUAUUGACAAGUGCACGUCAUGACAAUGUGGUCUUUGUCGAAAGUUGGAGAAUCCAAUCAGCAGUGCCGUCUGUGAAUCUGGACAAACGACAUAUUUGCAAUUUUGUCAACUCCGAGACUUCGGACGUUCUGCUGUUCCAGUUAACCAAUUUUCGACAAAAACCUCUCUUUAUGAUUUGACUUGCAUUUUCAAUACAUAUACUAUGAUCUCGCAAUCGUCCUGCGUGGCGGUGCGAAAACACGCUAUUGUGGGACGGCUUUCGAUGCCACAGAACAAAGAAGAUAUAUUGGAGAUUCACAUAGACAAUAGUCUGAUGAACAUGACCAAGGAGACAUAACUUAUUUCAUGUAUUGUGAAUAUGACAUAUGCCUUGGCCGAACUCUUCAGCCAUGACAUCGAAAUCUUGAAGGAUCUCAUUUUCCCACAAUUUCAAACUGAUUUUAUGUUAUGAGUUUUUUUUCAACAUUGCACUUUUUUCACAAAACGAAAAGAAGUAUACAG
Molecule: messenger RNA, 2126 nt
Organism: Lytechinus variegatus (green sea urchin)
Lineage: Eukaryota; Metazoa; Echinodermata; Echinoidea; Temnopleuroida; Toxopneustidae
Product: popeye domain-containing protein 3-like
Exons: 6
Coding region: 340-1344 (334 amino acids)
Cellular component (GO): sarcolemma
Molecular function (GO): cAMP binding
Source: RefSeq, a predicted model, not a curated record